AUGGUAAAGUUCACCAACAUCAGUCACAAAGGACUAUCGUCACUGCAGUUUUUGAAAAACAACGAAAACGAUUACGUGGUUCAGUUCUCCGCUGCAGAGACGACGAUUAACAACAUGGUCACCAAAACUGGGAUGAUCAGUGGCUAUCGAGAUGAAGACCUUAACAUCGAUGGAAUUAAGGUAACUAUCUUAGCGAUUAUCCUACUCCCGUAUUCAAAUAAAGCAAUUAAAUGACU
Molecule: messenger RNA, 236 nt
Organism: Soboliphyme baturini
Lineage: Eukaryota; Metazoa; Nematoda; Enoplea; Dioctophymatida; Soboliphymatidae
Source: the annotation of a GenBank genome assembly